AUGCACAACACUGAUCAGACAGUUGCAGGCUUGCCCAGCGCGCGGCUCUCACAGUUGGCUUCGCCCCAACUCAUGAAGAAAUUCCGCAGGGAUACUAUUUUGGGAUCAAAGCACUCAGCGCUCAGAGAUGAAAUGAGUGCUAUUUUGCAGCCAAAUGUGCCGGAUAUCUGCAGCAGGAGGGGCAAUCGGGAGACUGAGACACUUCAGGGCUACGCUGGCAAGUACACUAACAAAAUCAAUGAUUCAACCUAUUGUCACGGAAGCAAGAAACAGUCCUCAGAAACCAAUAAGUCGGAUCAGGUGGCCACCUUGUUUGCUAGUGUGGGUUCAAAGGCAGAGGUGCCACACAGUGGCCUCCGAUCCCUGAGACAAUAUUUCUCUCCCGAUCAGCUUAACGAGGCGUUUUGCACGAAGUUCCACGUCACAGACGCUUUAACCGGCCGCACAGAAAUCAUGACGGCCAGGCGUCCUGGAAAAGCCUCAGCAGAAGUAAAGUUUACCGCCUUCGAUCCAUAUGUGGCAUCCAGGGCGCGGAAAAGCUCUGUGGAGAAGGCUAAGGACAACAUUGAACACGAUAUCCUGGGUCUGAUGCCUAAGGAGAAUCAGGGGGUGAAAGACUUCCUGGGCACCACUAUCAGGCAUCAUCGGGCGGCAGCACUUGAGUGUAGCGAGAAUUGGAUUAUCCCCACAGAAAGCGCCAGCGUAUGCAGACCACUUGGCCUUCCUCGGCGCCGUGAAGCCUUUCCCUGGACUAUCGAGACACGAAACAACAUAGCACAUAUCUACGACGGGGCUCAUCCAGCAAGUCCCCGUGUUACGCGGUCGUGCAUCAGACCUGCCAGCAUUCCAUCCUAG
Molecule: messenger RNA, 855 nt
Organism: Cyclospora cayetanensis
Lineage: Eukaryota; Apicomplexa; Conoidasida; Eucoccidiorida; Eimeriidae
Exons: 3
Coding region: 1-855 (284 amino acids)
Source: RefSeq, a predicted model, not a curated record